AUGGAUGAUAUCAAAAGACAAACUGAAAUUGAAAUGAAAUUACAGCAAAAUGAUUUGAAAAAAUUUGUGGAUGAAAAACGUAUUCAAGUUAUAGUGUAUGAAAAUGGAAAUACGGAUAGUAAUUCAUUGACGAAAUCGAUUCCUGCUGCAUCAAAAUCUUGUUAUUCUGAAUUCAACUGUCUAUCUGUUGAAGAUUUGCUGCAGUUUAAAAAAGAUGACUUUGAUCUUGGGAAGGUUCCAGUCGCACCACCUCCUGCGGAAUUAUGUUUAUUUUAA
Messenger RNA from Dracunculus medinensis (Guinea worm), 276 nucleotides. The record is from the annotation of a GenBank genome assembly. Lineage: Eukaryota; Metazoa; Nematoda; Chromadorea; Rhabditida; Dracunculidae.